AUGUUUUUUUAUGAAAUUCGAUCCAAGUUCAGAAGACUGGUGAUACAUUUCUACCAUCACAAGAACAAAUACGGUGACGUUUGUUUUGAGCCACAAAAUCUGAAUUCGACGGUUAGAGAGUUUGAGGUGGCACAACUGGAAGACGGUAUAUUCGAUCUUUACUUGGAUUCGGGGUCUGAAUCUGAGGAUUUGCGUGAGGCCCUACAAGAAUUUGACGAUGGACAUCUGUUCCAUCGGCACCUACAACAAGACAAUCUUUGCGAGUGCUGUUGCCACCAAAGCGAAUAUCCAAACGACUCAAACGACCAGAAUUCUACUCCUUUGGCAUCCAGAGAGCCUUUGGAUCUUCCCAUACUCAACUUUUUGAGAUUGGCCAAACACGGACUUAGCUCACAACCCACUACCGGGGGCUUACAAGGAAAUAUUUCCCACGAGACGCAGAAUCAGGGCGGAAUCAUGGAAGACAAAGAGAAUAACCCUCCAUUUUCGAGAAAGCAGAGGGCUCCGUCUGAGAGUCCGUUUGCUGCUGAAUCAGCUCAGAUCAGGAAGGGGAGGACUAAAUCGCCAUGUCUCAGACGCAUGAACGAUGCGUCGCUUAACGCCGCUCUGGUGUCCAGUGGGCAUCAGCCAAAGAGAAUAGCCUCUACAUACUCUUCGGAUUUUACCAUGAUUACAAACGAGAAUGCCGGGCACGAAAAGGAGGGUAUUCACCCAUUGAAUACUCAGACAAUUGAAGAAAUUCAAACCGCGCAGAUCGAAGCCACCAGUUCUCCGGCUUUCGAUGGGAGUGUUUCUAAAUCUGAAACAUACGAAGCUUAA
Messenger RNA from Kuraishia capsulata CBS 1993, 819 nucleotides. RefSeq lists its product as uncharacterized. The transcript has a single exon. The record is from RefSeq and is a predicted model, not a curated record. Bases 1 to 819 code for a protein of 272 amino acids. Lineage: Eukaryota; Fungi; Ascomycota; Pichiomycetes; Pichiales; Pichiaceae.